AUGCUUUUUUAGAACUUUGUUUCCUUGUCACCUGCUUUUCCUAUUUUUGUCUUUCUACUUGGCUUUCUCCUCCACUUGUUGCCACCUCUCCUUGCCCUCAAGGUACAGGGCAGGAUUGGAUAGGGAGGAGCCCAGCUGGGAUAGGGGCGGAGCCACCUGUUCACCACUUGGGUAUUCAGAACCUGACGCAGAAGGAUCUGGCUGUUUAAGCACAGCUGGGGCUAAAGUCCCUAUGGCAUUCCUGCUGGAGGCUAGAAUUCUGACAGACAAUCUGGACUUGGUUUAUUCUGCAAUACAGUGGAUACAAUUUGUUAUGGCUACUCUGAGUAUUAUAGGUUCAAGUUCACUUAUUGCUUAUGCUGUAUUCCAGAAUAUACAGAAAUCUCCAGAGAUGAGGCCACUCUUUUAUCUGAGCUUCUCUGACCUCCUCCUGGGGAUAUGCUGGCUCAUUGAAGCACUUCUCUAUGGAACUUCAGCAGCCAAUAAGGACAUUGUCUGCUAUAACCUGCAAGCAAUGGGACAGAUAUUCUACAUUUCUUCAUUUCUCUACACCGUCAAUUACGUCUGGUAUCUGUACAAAGAACUAAGGAUGAAACACACCCAGAGCGGACAGAGUACAUUUUCCUUGGUUAUAGAUAAUACUUGUCGAGUUGGUCAGAUAGCCAUCAUUUCGUCAAGGUGUAUCCUGAUGCACUCACCGCCAUCAGCCAUGGCUGAACUCCUGCCUUCUGCCAACACAUCAGUCUGUAGAACACUUUAUUUUUAUGGGCUCAUCAUUUUCCUGGCCAGCUUCCUACUCAGCCUCUUCACCAUUGUGGUCUUACUCAUCCAAGCCCAGACUCUGUAUAAGAAGUUUGUGAAAUCAACUGGCUUUUUGGGAAGUGAACAGUGGGCAGCGAUUCACAUCGUAGAGCAGCGAGUACGCUUCUACCCAGUGGCCUUCUUGUGCUGCUGGGGCCCAGCUGUCAUUUUGAUGAUCAUAAAGCUGAUUGAGCCACAGGACACCAAGCUUCACAUGGCCCUCUAUGUACUUCAGGCUCUAACAGCAUCAUCCCAGGGUCUGCUCAACUGUGGAGUAUAUGGAUGGACACAGUACAAGUUCUUUCAACUAAAGCAAGAAACUCGGCGUGAUGCAGACACCCAGACACCAUUAUUAUGCUCACAGAAGAGAUUCUAUAGCAGGGGCCUAGAUCCAUUGGACUCUACCCUUGCUUUUGCUACCAGCACCUCUACUACUCUUUGAAACUAGUACUGGGAUACAGGAACUGCAGUUAUUCCACACUAAAGGAUUGGGAAAAGUGUUGGGGAACAUCUUUAGUCUUUUGGAAAUUAAAGGGAAUAUAGUGCCAUGGUUUAGUAGCCAUUCUAGGUGAAUUGGGCAGGAUCUUUUUAUUAUUUUCAGAUUCACUAGUGAUUCUUAAAGUCUUUGUUCAAGGAGAUGAAGCCACUUUUCAUCUAAGAGAAGGACUUAUUACCUUGGUGAAUAUUAGACUUGUCUAAGUCUUUUCUUAGAAAAAUUAAUUAUAGUUUAUUAUUUAUACAUGCCACUUCCAGGUUCUCUAUUCCAUGGUUUCAAGUGAAGUAGGGUGGCAUACAACAGUUUUCUCAGCUGUCAUUGCUAUGUCUGCCUCUGAGGUUGGACAAAGAAAGUUUCUGUUCUUUGAAGAGGUUUGGAAACUCAGAAUAAGCAAGGACAACUAUCAAAAAAGUGACAGUGAGAUACUCAGAUGCACCAUAGUCUAGUCUCAUAUGUUCAGUGCCAUUCUAAGUCUUGACAGGGACCACCCUACUCUAAAAAAUUAGGGCCAGUCUUUUGAAGUUACAGGGAAUAAUAAGAUUUAAGAGAAAUCAUGACUAGAGGAAACUCUAGGAAUCAAAAACUCUAAAAUGUCCUUUACAAGCAGAAGUCCUAAGAAGGUUUAAUAGUGCUGAAAAUUGAAUUAGGUUUAACCAUUUGAACUUGCCAUUUUUGUAGGUGAAAAUGGUCUCAUAUCAAUUUUACAUGGUUCAACUUAACAGAGCUAAAUAUGUUUAUAGAAUAAAUGAAUAAAUGAAUGAAUGACUAGUAAGUAGAAUUUGAACCUUUUGGGGGGCAAAAAGAUUCCUAGACUAGAGCCUCAUUUAUGGGUUGGAAUAUCUAAUCUGUUUCUUCUUGAAUCACAUAACAAGUAAUGUUUGAUCUUUCUAGUUAGGUUAUGAACAAGUCCAAUCUGAGGCUUGUUCUAUGAUGCCAAAACAAAGGGGAAAGCCAGGUGGACAAAACUGACUGGAAUGAUAAAAUAUUUAGAACUCAUAACCAUAUGAUUCUCACCUGAUAAAUUCCUUGGUCUGUCCAAUGCAAAAUCCUUAAGAUUAAAGAAAAUCGACAUGGGAGAUUACAAUGGGGGAUUUGAUAGGAUACUCUGAAAAGGAAGUUCCAGAGAGUUUUCCAAAGGAGCUCUCCAUAGAAAUUUCAGGGAGCUCAAUAAUAGCUCUUUAGAUUUUAGGCCAUGAGUUUCAGCCUUACUAUGGAGGAUAACAUGUCCUUGUUCUGUCAACAUUACAUCUUGAGUCUUCUCAUUGCCCCAAAGCUCCGGAAAGCUGAUUUCUGGGUAGCACAGAACAAGAAAGACUGCCUCAUCCAGGGAGCUACUUUACCUUUUUUUAAUUUAAAAACUAACAAGAAUUUGGGAUAUAGAAAGACAGAUGGAAGCAAGAAAGUAUUCCCAUCUCCAUAGACCUUGAGGGACACCAGAACUAAGGAGUCAACUCCUUAAAACAUCCUUUUAAUAUUACUUCAUAUGUGGAUUAAUUAUCAGAAAGAUGGCAAUUACCAAAUAUUUGUCAGAUUUGUUCAUUUUGCUUCUGCAAGAUGAAUCUUUUGCAUUGACACUGGUCUUAAAUCUUCUAUGGAUGUAGGCAAACAAAAGAAUAGUGGAAAUGAGAAGUGAUAAAAGGCUAAGAAAGACCUAGGUUAGGCUGAUCAGUAUUUUGUCAUACUGAGAGUCAGAGGGGACACAUGAACCUGGGCCACUAUUUAAACUGUACCCCAUAACCCUUGAAUUCAUAAGGCGCUUAGACAUAGACACAGUGGCAGUUUUUAAAAUUGUUGCAAAUACCCCUCCCAUGACAUGAGGUCAGGUUGCAGUCAUAGUGAAAUAUAGUAGUAUCUUAGCAGGUUUGAUUUAUACAGAUCUUCUGUGGUGUCAGGGCCAGCCUGACAGGUUGAGCCAGGCUGAGGUAGGGAGGUGGGAAUUGAGAAAAGAAAGAAAGACAGGAAAGCGGGAUCAGGAGGACUGCAGCUCAAUCGAGGAACUGCAGCAAGUUUAUUAACCACACAAUGCUAUUUAUACACAAGACACUGAAUAGGAGGUCUGUCAAGAGGAAUGUAUUCUUUGUUCCUCUUAACCUCUAAGGGAGGGACAGAGCAGAAGGACAAAUUCUCGGUACAGCAAAUCUCAGUAAAUAGUUACAGACUUCUUGGUAAGCCAUGAAAGGCUGUUCUCAUUCUACAGAGGUUGCUCUCAUUCUACUGAUAACCGCCAUCCAAACAAGUCUGGGAAAACUGUGUGGGUAAGGGUCCCAGCCUUGCUAGCCCCUUCAGGUGCAAGGACCUUGUUAACUUACACCUGGUCUCCAACACGGUGGACCACCUAGGCUACCAUCCUUCAACAACUUCUCAUUAGCCCUGUCUGUGGCUAAAAAAAAACACAUCUCUGCACUCCAACACCAUGUGACUUGCAUGAGGAACUGAAUGUUUGAUGUUUUUCAAUGUAUGGGAACUUUUAGAUGUUUUCACAUAGCAGCCUACCACAUUUUAUAUCACACUUGCUGAGGACCUUAAAAAUCCCUUUAGAUUUACUGCCACAGUUUCUAGACCUGUCCUGUCUCUCUUGGUAUUCAUGUGAUAAUACUAACUUUCAUGAGCAACCUCUGUGCCCUUUACAGAGAUUUUUAACACACUGAUUCUCUAGGCUUUGCCACCAGCCCUGAUUACAAUAACCUUGUUAUUUGCCAGGAGCGCCAUCUUGCUUGUAGGUAUUUAUCUGCACUAUGUCUGCACCUUGCUUGUAGGAAUUUGUCUGUAAUGGAAGUACCAUUACAGUAUUCUUGGAGCUCUGAAGUGGCAAGGUUUAGUUGCCUUUGAAAGUCAGUAGUUCUUGCAGCAGGAUCCAAAUGUACAAACUGAACCCUUCAGCCAGCAUGAGGGCAGACAACAGUGAUUUUUUUGAUAAUCAAGGACACUGCCAUAAUCACAUUCUUCUUCUUUUUCCACUCUUUUAUUCCCACUAUAUGAAUUUCCAAAGGAACUUUGGAAGUAAGAUUUAUGAAAUAGGCAGUCCCUUCUGUGCUUAUGUAACAGCUGGUGGAAGUAGUGGAGGCUGUUACAUAAACCUAAAAAAUGCAGUUGCUGAGGCCCAUAUUUACAGUAAUAAGUUUGUAUAAAAUGUCUGGCCAUGACAUUUGCAGGCCACAUGAUCAUGCUUCAUUCUCAAGUUGUGGCUACGCUCGUGAGCCAUGAGAGUUGCGUAAUGUGGCAUAUCUUCAUGAGAGAAAGAUUCAAAACUUGUUGCAUUCUAAGUAGUGCAGAUAUCUCUGAGAAAUGAAUGGCCUUGGUGCUUCCCAAGACUUUGGCCAAUAAUCAUCAUCAUGUUUCAGUCUUUUCAAAAUAUGCUAGUCUCUCCAGAAAUGAAAAAUUUGAAGUACUCCCUGAACAGUCAGGGAGGUGUUCAUUAGGUUUUUCUCUGUCCAUAUGUGUACUCUAGUAAAUACUGCUUUCACAUUUAGCUCCUUCAUGUACCUGUUGACCAGGGCAUGGGUAUCCGUUAUAUCCUAUUGUCUUGGUAACACUAUUCUUUUGAAUCGCUUAUUGUCAACAACAAUGACUUUUUAACAUAUUUGGGAAAUGUCCACAUUUGGGUAUAGUAUCUGAGGAGGGUUCUAUUCUGCUCUGAAAUUGUGAAGUGGUUAAGAGCUCAUCCUUUUUAUCUUCACAAGACCUGAUUUUAAAGAUAGGCUAUAAAUCACAUGCUCAAAAUUCUUUGAAGUAUAGGCUAGAUGAGAAAGAAUGCCAUGUAAAGUCAAGAUUCCCUUUAGCCCUGAGCAAGUGCCGAGAGUUGCAAGAGAAUCCAGAUCACCCUCUGAAUACCCAGUCAUCCUGAAUAAAAGGCAUGUCCAAGCCCAGUUUCCUAGUUUGAAGUGUAUAAAUAGGGAGGUUCUUGACAAAUAAUCCUUUAUUUUGCUUCAAAUUAAUAAUUUACCAUUUUUACUGUAUGAGCAGAUAGGUCAUAGGCCACAUCUGCUUUUUCUUACCAUUGUCUGAACAUCAUUAGAUUCCUAGGGAUGAGUAUCUACUAAUAAAGAUGCAUCCCUUGAAGUAUAGUUACUAUUAGCAAUAAGAUGACAUGUAGUUUAAUAUGGGAAUGGCCCAUUCUCAAGCAUCCUACCUGGGAAGUUCUGAAAGAAAAAUCAGUUCAAAUCUUAUCCCUGACCAUUUGAUUUCAUAGAAGAAAGGGCAGGGAGGGAGGCAAAGUAAAUAAUUUGGAUUAUCAUUGUCAUGGCCCAAGUGAAAUAGCUAGUGAUCCCAUACCUCUGUCUCUCAUUUGCAUUCCCUGGAACCCAAAUCUUUGUCUGAGACACAGUUGUUUGGCCAGACCUCAAAGCUAUGCCAGUUUGGACAGUGUUAUAUUUCUCCCCAGUAGAGUAACUAACCCUGCCAGAAAUUGGAAGGCAUGCAUACUAGAAGGACAGUUGCUCCCAUCCCUGAGUAUUAUAUGAGGACAACUGCCGUUUGACUGUGUCUCUUCCUAUUCCUGUUGUCGCUCUUCCUUUAGGAGUGUCCUUACUUUGCAACCUCCUGCAAAGAACAAGGUUUGGUAUUCCUUAGCUGUGGUCCUGCUAUCUUUAUUAAGGGGGUAUACCAAGGGGAGGAAAAUUUCAGAGGUCCAACCAGUACUGUGACCCAGAAUCAAG
This is a messenger RNA of Myotis daubentonii (Daubenton's bat), 5952 nucleotides long. RefSeq names its product transmembrane protein 116 (gene TMEM116). NCBI's taxonomy places the organism in Eukaryota, Metazoa, Chordata, Mammalia, Chiroptera, Vespertilionidae. The transcript is spliced from 10 exons. The record is from RefSeq and is a predicted model, not a curated record. Gene Ontology annotation, cellular component: plasma membrane. Gene Ontology annotation, biological process: adenylate cyclase-activating G protein-coupled receptor signaling pathway. Gene Ontology annotation, molecular function: G protein-coupled receptor activity. Bases 233 to 1243 code for a protein of 336 amino acids.